CCAUCUCUCUCACCCUGUCGCUCGCCUCCACCGCCGCACUGCCCAUCUCCCUCCCUAUUUAUGGCUCCGUCGCAUCGCCUCCAAUCACAUCAUCGCCCACUACACACCGCUCCCAAUGAAUCCAGUGAGAACGCCAACCAUCUUCUUCUACCACCAGCACUAGCACUGCUUGCUACGAUCGAAUCGUAUCAUUAUAUCAUUCCCCUUCCAAUUCCCAACCACUAGCAAGAAGAGGAACAGGAAAGAAAAGAUCUUCAGUCCGAGAGUUGCUUGGUCUGAUCGCCCGCCAUGGAGAAUCCGCCGCACGGGGAGCAGGAGACUACUGCAACUACUAUUUCAAUGCAGAACCCUGCUGCAUCUGAUCAACGACAGCGGCCGCAUCUCUCGAUUGACAUCCCGGCAGCAAGCUUGCCUGAUCAUCUCCUGACACCGACACCAACAGAAGCAGACAUCAACCCAGCUCCUGGCUCUAACACCAACAGAGGGCCAAGCAUCCCCAUCGCACCUGGUUCUUCCUCCAUCAGGAGCAGUGCUCCCCCAAGGCCGCAACGCUCGCCGUCGUUUAUGUUGAGGCGGACAGUCAAGAGCCUCUUGCCUGUAGGAAGCUUCAAGUCAUCAGUCAAGGGAUAUGAGGCAUCCUUCUCCAAGUUUUUCAAUUCUAGGAUUUCCAGGACUUCGUCGCUCCCGUUGGAUGAUGUUUCAGGGGUGGAUGCUCUGUCACACCAAGUGGAUAAAUCAUCAACUAGUUCUACCACUGAAAAAGCACUUCACAUAUGCCGCUCGCAGUCCCUCCCCAUGACCAUGAAGAAAUCCAAUGCAAAGAGCUUCAAGAGGAUGGACUCAUUAGGUGGCAUGUACCGCAUAGUUCCUUCGACACCGCGAGUCCCAGCCGCAAGCAAUGUCGUUCCAGACAUAGUCCCUACUGAAUCAGGGAUUGGCGAAGACAAUGGCGAGGACAUACCAGAGGAAGAGGCAGUGUGCCGGAUCUGCAUGGUUGAGCUGUCUGAAGGGAGUGACACCCUGAAACUGGAGUGCUUCUGCAAGGGUGAGCUUGCUCUAGCUCACAAGGACUGUGCCGUGAAGUGGUUCAGCAUCAAGGGAAACAGGAACUGUGAGGUGUGCAAGCAGGAGGUCCAGAACCUCCCCGUCACCCUGCUACGUGUUCAGAGCACGCAGCGAGAGAUGAACCGUGUCAGCAACGGUGGCAACAGAUCAAGAUACGAUCGGUACAGAUUGUGGCGUGGAACACCAAUUCUUGUAAUCAUAAGCAUUCUGGCCUACUUCUGCUUCUUGGAACAAUUAUUGGUUGCCCAUAACGGUAUUGCUGCAUUGGCGAUAUCGCUACCCUUCUCGUGUAUCCUGGGCCUCUUCUCCUCAGUGACCACAACUAGCAUGGUGGCAAGAAGAUACGUUUGGAUCUAUGCAGCAGUUCAGUUCCUCUUCGUUGUGUUCUUCACUCAUCUGUUCUACAGAUAUCUCCAUUUGCAGGCCGUGAUAUCCAUCAUCCUGGCCACCUUUGCCGGGUUCGGCGUGGGGAUGACCGGGAACUCCAUCAUCGUUGGGAUACUACAAUGGAGGAUAAGGCGGGUGGCGCCUCCGACCAACGCCCGUCGUGGUCGCAGGGCGCGCUCAGCGCAGCAGCAGGCUCCGGCGUCCGGUCAACCCUCCAGCCAGCCUUCAGCUGCCGACGGCAGGAACCGUAAUGCCGUCGCCGGCGAUGUAGAGAAUCCAGCCAUCCCUCAAGCAUAGAACAUAUGCUGUUUCUAGCUAUCUAGCAGCUGUAGUUUACCUGGGAGGUUGGGACCUUACUUUAGUGUAUAAAUGGUAGAACAGAGUUGGCCUGGAAAUAUUUUCAUGCUGAAGAACAUGCAAAUAUUUUUCUUUUCGGGUUUUUUGCAGCAUGUGUAAAGGAACUAUGUUUAAAUUACCUUAAAGGCAGGUUUGGAGAACAAGAAUUUGGCAGUCCCCAAAAUCA
Messenger RNA from Phragmites australis (common reed), 1975 nucleotides. RefSeq lists its product as uncharacterized. NCBI's taxonomy places the organism in Eukaryota, Viridiplantae, Streptophyta, Magnoliopsida, Poales, Poaceae. The transcript is spliced from 8 exons. Gene Ontology annotation, molecular function: zinc ion binding. Bases 289 to 1749 code for a protein of 486 amino acids. The record is from RefSeq and is a predicted model, not a curated record.